Schistosoma bovis is the source of this 1275-nucleotide messenger RNA. The record is from the annotation of a GenBank genome assembly. Lineage: Eukaryota; Metazoa; Platyhelminthes; Trematoda; Strigeidida; Schistosomatidae.
GCCGGUGCUGGGCUAUUUGGAGUUGGGAUAGGAAUGGCUGCCCUUAGAAGAAUGAGUCAAGUUAUAAACCUUCUCGUUCGCCGUAAUCUCACUUUAACUUUAGAAGUAGCCAGUCAUGAUAAGGCUUAUCCCUGGGUUUUACAUUGGAUUACGCUGAAAUCUAAUGGACCGUUAAUGAAAGGUGGAAAAAACAAAAUAGGUGGUACAAGUCAACACUUAAGCGUUGAAACUAGUGUAGUACGUACAGAAGGCGGGCGAAUCAAAGCUGCAUUCGGCUUUGUGCCUAGCGUUGGCGUUCACUAUAUGGUUCACCAAAUGAAAUUAAUCCGAAUUGAACGUGUUCGUGCUCAACAAUCCUUACAAGGUGCUACUGUAGCUCCAUUCGAAAGUGUAACUCUUACGACGUUCGGUCGCAACGCCAGAUUUUUUAUUGAUUUGCUCGAGGAGGCUAGAGAAGAAGCUCUUGCACGUGAAAAGGGUUGGACCGUUGUUUACAAGGCUGUUGGUUCAGAAUGGCGCCAGUUUGGUUAUCCUCGUCCACGUCGACCUUUAAAUUCUGUCAUACUGCGUGAUGGUAUAGCUGAAACUAUUGUAGCUGAUGUCAAAGAGUUUGUUGACAACCAGGCCUGGUACACUGAUCGUGGUAUACCAUAUCAUCGUGGUUAUUUAUUAUAUGGACCACCAGGAUGUGGCAAAACUAGUUUCAUAACAGCUUUGGCAGGCCAUUUAGAUUAUAGCAUUAGCAUAUUAAAUUUAAGCGAAUUCGGCAUGACGGCAGAUCGAUUAGAUCAUUUAUUAACGCAUGCACCGCUUCAAACUAUCAUCUUACUUGAGGAUAUUGACGCAGCAGUGCAUAGUCGUAACACAUCAAAUAAUGAUCUACUUCAUAGCAAAGCUUAUGAAGGUAUGCCAACACUCACUUUAAGUGGAUUGUUAAAUGCACUAGAUGGUGUAACCUCGACGGAUGGUCGCAUCAUAUUCAUGACUACAAACUAUAUCGAUCGACUUGAUCCUGCUCUAAUACGACCCGGUCGCGUUGAUAUGCGUGUACGAGUUGACGUUUGCGACUCGUCUCAACUAAUGCGCAUGUUUAGUCGAUUUUACCCACAGUGGACGUCGUCUGACAUUAAUAAUUUAGCUCAAAAGUUUGCAAGUCUAUUAAAGGAUACACCUUUGAGUUCAGCACAAGUUCAAGGUUAUUUGCUGUUGCAUAAAGAUGACCCUUUAAAAGCAAUUAGUAAUAUAAAUCAACUGUUGUCUCCGUAUGAUUCAUAA